CACAUCAAACAUUUGAUUAACCAAAUCAAUAUAUAGUUUGAAUAAAAAAUGAUGAUUCCCCACACCUCAAACUUGUUUCUCCUUUUCUUCUUCAUGACCUGCACCACCCUCAUAUGUCUGUCUUCAUCAAGUUGUGGUAUCCCAGACCAGUACAACUCAAUAUUGGGCCCAAACCUAGACAAGCUUCCAUCACAGGAAGAGGCCAUGCAACUCUUCCAACUAUGGAAGAAAGAGCAUGGAAGGGUCUAUAGAGACCUGGAAGAGAUGGCAAAGAAAUUUGAGAUAUUUGUGUCCAAUGUGAAGAAUAUCAUAGAGUCAAAUGCAAAGAGGUCAUCACCUUCUAGCUACCUUCUGGGUCUCAACCAGUUUGCUGAUUGGAGCCCCUAUGAGCUCCAAGAAACCUAUUUACACAACAUUCCAAUGCCUGAAAACAUCAGCGCUAUGGAUCUGAAUGACUCGCCCUGCAGUGCGCCACCAUCCGUAGAUUGGAGGCCAAUAGCUGUGACUGCAGUUAAGAAUCAAAAGGAUUGUGGAAGUUGCUGGGCAUUCUCUGCCACCGGAGCUAUUGAAGGAGCAAGUGCAUUAGCCACGGGAAAACUGAUAAGUGUCUCCGAGCAAGAACUCCUGGAUUGUGCUUAUAGCUUUGGUUGUGGAGGAGGAUGGAUUGAUAAAGCCUUAGAUUGGGUUAUAGGAAACCGUGGCAUUGCUUCCGAGAUAGAUUAUCCUUAUACUGCAAGGAAGGGUACCUGCAGGGCCUCAACGAUUCGAAACAGUGUAAGCAUUGAUGGAUAUUGUCCCAUAGCACAAUCAGACAACGCAUUUAUGUGUGCAACUGCUAAGUACCCUAUUGGUUUUUAUUUCAACGUGGUCAACGACUUUUUCCAAUAUAAAUCCGGAAUCUAUGAUGGUCCCAAUUGUCCAGUGAGUUCUACAUUUAUAAAUCACGCCAUGUUAAUAGUGGGAUACGGUUCAAUAGAUGGUGUAGGUUUUUGGAUCGUGAAGAAUUCUUGGGACACAACAUGGGGAAUGUGUGGUUAUGCGUUGAUCAAACGGGACACAAGUAAACCAUAUGGGGUUUGUGGAAUCCAUGCCUGGCCGGCUUAUGCCGCAACCAAAUGUAUUGGAUCAGUGAACCCAAGUAUAAUUAGUUCCAUUUGAGAUCACAACACUUUUAAAUAAUUAUAGGCGUCUCGAACAUGUUAAGGAAUAAGUUACUGUUUGAUGUGUACAGAGUUUGUUGUGUGUAUCUAGCCAAGCUUUCUUGAUGCUGUUUUGAACACGCGAGUUCUCCACAGUAUAUACAAGGGUCUUAAGCAUAAAUAAAUGAAGAAAUAUGGAACUUCUCCUCAUUGAUGUAAUAUAUGUUGUGAAAAUAAAACAGUUGUAUUAUGAACCACAGAAUGAUGUAUGAUGUUUUCUCAA
Messenger RNA from Glycine soja, 1422 nucleotides. Its product is annotated as macrodontain-1-like. The record is from RefSeq and is a predicted model, not a curated record. The coding region runs from base 49 to 1158 and encodes 369 amino acids. The transcript is spliced from 4 exons. Gene Ontology annotation, cellular component: lysosome. NCBI's taxonomy places the organism in Eukaryota, Viridiplantae, Streptophyta, Magnoliopsida, Fabales, Fabaceae. Gene Ontology annotation, molecular function: cysteine-type endopeptidase activity.